GCCAAAGCUUCGCAUCUGGCUCCAAAGUACUUCACCCCCAAAAAUCUGUGCUCGCCGCAAACGCUGCUCAGUUUUUAACCGACUUUCGUGCAAUUUCCACGCUACGGCCAUCCGGCUCUUUACUCCGAUUUGCCGAGUUACCACGCCGCGUAUACAUACACAAACAAACAAAAGCAACAAACCAACGGCGAAUCACCAGGUGUGGAAUUAUGUGUUAGAGCAAAACAAAUACGAAAAUACCAGAGACACAGCCCUUGUGUACAUUUUUUGGCCGGAUUGAAACAAAUUGGAAACCAAAAAUUCAAAAUCAAUAUAAGACCCCUUCUCCAACGCAAGUGUGUGGGUAACAGAGAGAUACACAGAUACGCCCGCAUCUCAACGCGCAGCAUCCGUAAGCGAAAAGUGCACCAGAAAAGCCGGAGGAGUGCAUCCGUAGCCCCACUGGAAACUGGAACGAGCAUUCGUAUAGCCGUGAGACCGAUUUUCAAGCCCAAUCCCUCCGAGGUUACUGUUUUACUGUUUUACUGUUUCACCGUUGCGGGGCUGUGCACAGAGACACACACACACACACACACACACACACACACACACACACACACACAUUAAGUACACCAACUAGAGACUAAAAGAGCAAUCGAGGGGCAACAUAAUGGUGGAGUUCCGCUUCGAUAUCAAGCCGCUGUUUCCGCAGCCAAUUAUCAAGGUGACAUCGAACCUCCUGCCGCACACAUUUCGCGGUGAUCGGCGUCAGUGUUUAGAUGCCACCUCCAAGAUGUCGGAGAUCAUCGACCGGCUGGGCCAGCUCUCGGCCACCUCGCAGGGUCUCAGCAAGCCGGUGACCACGGCUCAACGUCUGCGGAUGUCCGAUAACCAGACCAUCUAUCUGCUGGCGGAUAGUGAAGCGGGUCACAAUGGUGCCGUGACGGGUCUGCUUAAAGUGGGCACCAAGGAUCUCUAUUUGUUUGACGAGUCCGGGCAGACGCGCAAGGUGGAGCAGGCUCCAUCCAUUCUAGACUUCUAUAUCCACGAGUCCCGCCAACGCGCCGGCUUGGGAAAGCGUCUUUUCCAGACAAUGCUAAGCGAAGAGCAGUGGACGCCACUCAAGUGUUCCGUGGACAGGCCGUCGGAAAAGCUUCUGGGUUUCCUCAGCAAGCAUUACGGAUUGCAGCGCAUCAUUCCGCAGGCGAACAAUUUUGUACUCUACGAGGGAUUCUUUAACGAUGCCGGCUCCGCAAAUGGACAUGGUAAUGCCCACGGCCACGCCCAGUCGCCGCAGCGCACCCAGAAUGGCCUGCACAUCACAAACAGUCCUAACACACAGCUCUUUGGUGCUACUUACCUGGGCGAGGAUUCUAACCGGCGGCGUGGUUCCCAGCAGCAGACAACACCAAACUCGCUGAUUCAGCAGAUAACACAGAUCUCUCCGUCCGGACGAUAUGGAGCCCCUCGUCCCACAUGCAGCAUGGCCGAGAUAAUUCAUGCUGGCAGCUCGAAGGGCGGCAAGGGCAACGGCAGUGCAGAAUCGAACAGCGGAAAUGGUAACCAUGAUCUUGCAGAGAUUGCCGAGCAACUGCAGCGGCAGAGUUUGGACGAUUCGGAGGCCAACAGCUUUGAGCCGGAGCCUGAAAUUGAGCCGGAGAUUGUGCCCGUGCCCGAACCCGAACCGGAGGUCAUUACGCCCCCAUCACCGCCGCCAAAGAGCCACACCCCGACACCUCCAUCCGUGCGAUCCCCUGAGGUGGCCGAGAGCAUCGUGGGGGACAACCGAAGAGCUCCGGCUUUCCAGCUGAGCAAGCAGCACACGGGCAUGAAGAAUCGCUCGUUCGGCGUCGGAAUGGCUGUAAUGCCCAGCAGCAAAAUGGAGUUCGACCAGAUGGAGCGCGAAGAUUUCGGUGUGGUAAAGAUCAACCGUCCACCCGGUCAUGACGUUACCUCGCCCGGCCAGGACAACACGGAUGCCAUGUCCACCGCUUCGUCCGGCGGCGGUGGUGGCGGGCUCACUGAUCAGGGCUACUACGAUCUCAAAUUCUAUCACAAUAAGUUGUGGUAAAGACCACAAAGCGACAAGCACGCAAUAUUUGCUAGCAUCUUUUGUACGUGUGGCAUAAGCAUAAUUAACAAAAUUAAUCUAGACACUAAGAAUGUAUUACCUUAUCAAAACAACACACCAAAACGGUUCCUGUAAUUCAGUUCGAUGGUUUUGUUGUGAGCUUCUUCUCAGACUUUUGUUAAUUCGUUCAUUUGUUACAAGCCACGCACUCCGAAGAGCAACUGUAAACGUAGAGCCUUACAAAAUAAUAUUAACAAUAGCAAAUUAAAAUGUACGUAGAGUAAUUACCGUCGGUACUGAGCUAGUUAAUUUUCAAUGCUUUAAAUUUGGGUUAAGCAAAUCCUUUUUUUUUUACAAUUUUGCUUUGUACCGUGGAAUCUCAAAACACCUUAUUGUAAUCCAACCCGUGUGUAUCUUCCAAUUACAGAAAACGCGAAUAUUUCGAACAAAUCUACGGCGAGUACAUGCUAUAGGGACAGAGCCAGUUGGCCAGAACCCAACUCCAUAACCUAUACUCAACAUUUCUCAAACAUUGUCUAACAUUUAGUUUCUAUAACACACUCCCCAAAAACAAAUAGAUUAAAGAUUAAAGAUAUACAAAUAAA
Messenger RNA from Drosophila elegans, 2655 nucleotides. Its product is annotated as alpha-tubulin N-acetyltransferase 1. The coding region runs from base 650 to 2050 and encodes 466 amino acids. NCBI's taxonomy places the organism in Eukaryota, Metazoa, Arthropoda, Insecta, Diptera, Drosophilidae. Gene Ontology annotation, molecular function: tubulin N-acetyltransferase activity. Gene Ontology annotation, cellular component: microtubule. The record is from RefSeq and is a predicted model, not a curated record. Gene Ontology annotation, biological process: alpha-tubulin acetylation. The transcript is spliced from 7 exons.